Molecule: messenger RNA, 538 nt
Organism: Hibiscus syriacus
Lineage: Eukaryota; Viridiplantae; Streptophyta; Magnoliopsida; Malvales; Malvaceae
Product: probable signal peptidase complex subunit 1
Exons: 3
Coding region: 108-383 (91 amino acids)
Biological process (GO): protein targeting to ER
Cellular component (GO): signal peptidase complex; endoplasmic reticulum membrane
Source: RefSeq, a predicted model, not a curated record
UCAGUUCUCCUUAUGUUAAAAUAUGAACUUGAAUUUCUCACGUUCUGUACUUGGCUUUCAGUUCAAAGCAUCCUCUCCCUCUCUUAGCUUAUCGGGUUCACUUUCAGAUGGAUUGGCAAGGGCAAAAGCUAGUAGAGCAGAUAAUGCAGGUACUGCUAUUGGUGUUUGCAGUGGUUUCAUUCGUUGCUGGUUUGGUAUUGGGAUCGUUUCAGAUGAUGAUGCUUGUAUAUGCCAGUGGCGUGACUCUCACCGCCUUAAUUACUAUUCCAAACUGGCCUUUUUUCAACCGCCACCCACUCAAUUGGUUGGAUCCCAGUGAGGCCGAUAAGCAUCCCAAGCGACAGGUAGCCGUGAGUUCGAAGAAGAAAGGCACCAAGAAGUAGGGUCAUUUUGAUUUCGUCUUGGGUACUGUAGUCUGCUAGGUUUCUUGAAAACAAUUAGUUGAGGGGAACACCUUAUGCAUCCCUUUUAUCUUUCUUCCUUUGCCUAUAUUAUAUUGCUAUGAAACAAUUGAAGGGAAUUUUCAUUUUCAUUUGCA